This is a messenger RNA of Oryzias latipes (Japanese medaka), 2516 nucleotides long. It is a transcript of the gene wwox, whose product is annotated as WW domain containing oxidoreductase. Gene Ontology annotation, molecular function: protein binding. The record is from RefSeq and is a predicted model, not a curated record. Lineage: Eukaryota; Metazoa; Chordata; Actinopteri; Beloniformes; Adrianichthyidae.
AGUAUUGUUGCGGAAGUAUCGCGAAACGCUGUUGGGGUCUGCAUUCAUUUCUGCAACUAUUUCUCAUCGGUUUAUCGUUUUGGUGAAGACCCAGAGUCAUGGCUGCUCUAAAGUACGCUGGUAUGGACGAUACAGACAGCGACGACGAGCUGCCUCCCGGAUGGGAAGAGAGAUCUACGAAAGACGGAUGGGUUUACUAUGCAAAUCACGAGGAGAUGAAGACACAGUGGGAACACCCCAAGACGGGAAAGAAAAAGCGCUGUGCUGGAGAUUUACCAUACGGGUGGGAACAGGAGACCGAUGAAAAGGGACAGACCGUUUACGUUGAUCACAUCAACAAAAGGAGGACGUAUUUUGACCCGCGCCAGGCCUUCACAGUGGAGGAUGUAGUUGUGAAGCCAAAGCGUUAUGAUGGAAACACUGCGGCUUUAGAGAUCCUGCAGGGUCGUGACCUGUCCGACAAGGUUGUUGUGAUCACUGGAGGAAACUCCGGAAUCGGCUUUGAGACAGCCAGGUCCUUUGCUCUACAUGGCGCCCGUGUGAUCCUGGCGUGCCGGAACCUGACCCGGGCCAGCAAAGCCAUCAGCCUCAUACAACAGGAGUGGCAUAAAGCCAGAGUGGAGGCCAUGAUGUGCAACCUGGCUUCCCUCCGCAGUGUCAGAGAGUUUGCUGAGUCUUUCAAGGCCAAGAAUUUGCCCCUGCACAUUCUUGUGUGUAAUGCAGCAGUCUGCACUCAGCCAUGGACCCUAACAGAAGACGGCCUGGAGUCCACUUUUCAGAUCUGCCAUCUGGGUCACUUCCUCCUGGUGCAGUGCUUGCAGGAGGUCCUUCGUCGCUCCGCCCCGGCCCGGGUGGUGGUGGUUUCUUCAGAGUCUCACAGGUUCACAGACCUCUUAGACUCAAGUGGCAAGGUGGACUUGGCCCUGCUGUCCCCCCCCAGGAAAGAAUACUGGUCCAUGCUGGCUUACAACCGUGCCAAACUCUGCAACAUCCUCUUCAGCAACGAGCUCCACCGACGCCUUUCGCCACGGGGUGUGACCUCCAAUGCAGUGCAUCCUGGGAACAUGAUGUACACCUCCAUUCACAGGAGCUGGUGGCUCAUGACCUUCCUCUUCACGCUGGCCAGACCAUUCACCAAAUCUAUGCAACAAGGUGCGGCCACCACGGUGUACUGCGCAGUGGCUCAGGAGCUGGAGGGGUUAGGCGGCAUGUACUUCAACAACUGCUUCCGCUGCCAGCCCUCCAACCAGGCCCAGGAUCCGAGCAGCGCCGCCAGCCUGUGGGAGCUCAGCGAGCGCCUGGUGGCGGAGAGGUCAGCGGGGAUACAAGCCCUCUAAACUGGCAGACGAGAAAGAGGAAGGAGAGGAGGACGGGUGCAGGCCAAAACAGGAAUCAAAGAGGAAGUAGUUGACUUGAGAUGAAGUUAAUCAAAGACUCUGACUGGACUGUACAAAAGCUGCCAAACGACAAAAGUCCAUCCAGAUGUGUCACAUCAUCACGGGGCUAAAACACACUUCAGAAAGUACAGGAGUGGGUUUUUAUUUCCAAAAGAAUAAAAGUUUUGUGGUAUUUUACAAUGGAAAGUGGGGACGUGUUCAGCUUUAUUUUUUGUUUCGAUAAUGAUAGAGGGUUUCCUAGAGAGCAUAGAAUUGAUCAGAUUUAGACAUAGGUGCACUAUAAUUAGUUUUCCCUGUAAAUUUCUGGGUAAUAAGUGUUCACCUCCUUAUUGUUGUCAAGAUUUUCCUUUGGGGUUAGUGAGAGAGAAGGGUGGUUAAUCACUUUGCUAAAACCUUUGGGGCAAGAAGAAAAAAAUGAAUGGGUGGGCAUGUGACACCUGUGGAUAUAUAAACACACUAGAAGUAUGAUUCUUAUGAAUAUCUACAUUAUUUUGCAAUAAUUCAUUUUCUCGGUUUUUUGUACAAGAUUUACAAAUUCCUGAUUUCGAGGGGUGUGCUGAAGGGACAUCAUAAAUUUUCCUUUCGCUUUUUGCAAAGUAAAGGUUUGAUGAUCUGCACUUUGUCAAGUCUCAGAAGUAUUUAUGCAAUGGUGUUUGUCCAUUUGUAUAGAGAUGGUUGCAAGUCUUAUUUACAGUCCAGGUUCUUCAAAUUCUCUCUGUCUGUUGUUUCACCAGGGUGGUACAUUUUUGUUUUUUUAUGUCCUUUUUUCUUCCUUUUUUGUUUUUCCUUUUUUAUGAUGACGAUCAGCUCUUGGCUCGGAAUUCAGGUUUGUCAGAGGUUGGAUGUCCAGAAAACCCCAGCGAGGAUGGGCUGCGUUUGAGACGUUGUGCUUUUUGGCAGUCUGGGUGUCGCAGGUUGUUCAAGAAUCCUCAUUCCAGCUUCAUGAUCUGUAAAUAGGAGCAGAGAAAAAAGGAACAUUGAAUAAAUCUCUAGUGUACAAACAUUAGUGAAAUCUUUGUUUACUCAUUUGCAGGCGUAUUGAAGGGGAUGCUGGUGUAAGAAGCAGACAAAGACAGUUUUUUUUAAACGUGUAACAACCAAAAAAUAUAAAAUGGUUUA